UUGUCUACGAUCAUUCAACUCUUUGACAUUUCCCCUAACCUUAAAGUUUAUUUACGUUUUAAUAAUGAUUCAUGAUGGGUAACAGUGUUUUUCUCCUCUUCGCCUUUUUGUUGACCUGUGCCAGUUUCGAAGCAACCGAAGUUCUUAGAGACUGUGUAAAACAAGAUGCGUGCCAUUGCAAAAUAGACGAUUAUGAAAGAAUAGACAUAUCAAAUGCGUUAGACAAAAGUCCAUUGAAGGAUCAGGAUUCUGAAUUUACGUAUUAUUUUGUUGGAUGUGCUGAUGCUACAAUUAACUCAACUAUUUUUAAUUCAACGCUUACAAAAAAUUACACUGGAUCAUUAUUUGUGUACAAUGGAAAAAACAAUACCAUUGAGGCUUUAAGAACAAACCAAAUAAAUUUUGAAACAAACCAAAAAUUGAAUGUGUAUGAAAUUACAUACAAGAAUAAGUCUAACGUUUCUGCUUCAAUCUCAUUGAUCUGCAAUAAUUUUAAGAAGGCCUUCAUUAAAGUAUUGGAUGUUGAAAAUAAUCAACUAGUUCUGUCUUCACCACAUGCUUGUGUAUUGAAAGAAAAACAUUCAUAUAGCACAGGAUCAGUGUUAGUUAUAUUGUUUGUGGUUGCCUGCUUAAUAUACUUUGUUGGAGGAGCGCUAGUCUUACAUUUCUUGAGAGGAGCACAAGGUUUAGAAAUGAUCCCAAAUAUAGACUUUUGGAGACAGCUACCCGGUCUUAUUAAGGAUGGAACAAUAUUUAUUUUCAGUGGAUGCAGGCCAACUUACGUGAACACGGCCGAAACAUAUGAUAGAAUUUAAUAGCGGAAACCUCGAAAUUUUGGACUGAUUUUUGUGUAAUAUAUGAGAUUAUUUCGUUUUUUCGAAUAAGCUUUGAUAAAUGUAGAUAGAAAAUUAAAUGGAAUUUCUUAAUUUUGA
Molecule: messenger RNA, 932 nt
Organism: Aethina tumida (small hive beetle)
Lineage: Eukaryota; Metazoa; Arthropoda; Insecta; Coleoptera; Nitidulidae
Exons: 5
Coding region: 72-815 (247 amino acids)
Cellular component (GO): trans-Golgi network
Source: RefSeq, a predicted model, not a curated record